This is a messenger RNA of Ruditapes philippinarum (Manila clam), 3863 nucleotides long. RefSeq names its product marginal zone B- and B1-cell-specific protein-like. Lineage: Eukaryota; Metazoa; Mollusca; Bivalvia; Venerida; Veneridae. Gene Ontology annotation, cellular component: endoplasmic reticulum chaperone complex; extracellular region. The transcript is spliced from 4 exons. Gene Ontology annotation, biological process: regulation of B cell proliferation. The record is from RefSeq and is a predicted model, not a curated record. Bases 165 to 794 code for a protein of 209 amino acids.
AAUUGCGCAAUUGUACGUGGCGGAAGUUGAUUAGUAUCUGUCAUCUGCUAAGAAUCCAUGUAAACAAAAGCUAUUGGUUAUUGGAAAGCACAAUUAUGAUAAAUUAUAGCUUAUAAGUUUAUUGUCACUCAAUACAUUACAUUUGCCAGUGUACGGUGGCAACAAUGUGUCCUCUAGGAAAAGUUUAUGUUCUGUUUAUUUUGUUAAUUGAACUUGGGUGUUUUGCAUUUGGUGAAGUUACACAAAAUGAAGAUGGUACAGAAGGUGUCAUCAGCUUCCAGACCCCAACUCUUAAUGACGAGGAGGCUCAUAGCAAGCACAUGCCAAGUCAUCUAAAAUGUGAUGCCUGUACUGCAAUUGCUUUUCAGCUUGCUAAAGCAUUUGAUGACUUCCAUAAGAAAAGACCAUCACUAAAAGUUCUUCCAGAAUCUGAAAUAUACAGACUUGUAGAUGAAGUUUGUGAAGAGGGGAAAGAGCUUGAAAAGUAUGGUGUGAAAGAAGUGAAGAAGGUGAAAAGAUUGUCAGGCCCAGGUUUGGAAGCUGAAGAAUCCCCAGGUAUCAUGCAAGGGGGAGGCAAAUGGCCAGAAAGAAUGAAGGGAAUGUGCAGUUUAUAUGUCGAAGAAUUUGAUGAGAAUAGAAUAUACAAAGAAUACAUGAAGAAGGGAGACAAUUUACAAGGUUUGCUGUGUAGGAGCACAGCUCAUCCAGGGCUCACUGAUGUAUGCACUCAUUUCCACCCAGGUGCUCCAAUUAAGGCAACUAAAACAAAGAAGAAGAAGAAAGAAGAAUUAUGAUUUGUAAACUAUUUAGAUUUUUUAUCAAUAUUGUUUUCUUCCAUAUUAUAUAUAAUUCCCAACUGAGUGCAUUCUUAGUUUUUUAUUACUAUAUUAUUUUUCAUUCGUUUUAUGUGUGAGAUUUCUUAAACAUCAAAUUUUAAAGAAUAUUUGCAUGAUAUUAACAGUUAAUUUUCCAAAUGUUCUUUUAUUUUGUGGAAAUAAAAUAAAAAUAAUUAUGUCUUGUUGAACACUUUAGAAAACUUAAAGAUAGAUUGAUUAUAUACUUUUUUUAAACAUAUUUAUUAAAUUAACAUUCCUCAAUGACAAUCAUUUCCUUAUCAGAUCUUGGAUAAAGCAUUGUUUGGAAAAUUAUAUAUUUUUUUUGUUAGGAUUUUUCCUAUGUAACAGUUUAAAAGACAGAAAGUUUUACAGAACAUGGAUAUCUUUUGCAGUGUCUAUUCUAGAAAGGGGGAUGGGGUGAUUCACCCAUAUUUUUGAGAAUUCCCCCCUAUUUUUUUCAGAAGCAGGGAAAUAAAAUUUUAACAAAUUAACAAAUGUAAUAAAUUCUCACUUUUCGAUAAAAAUCCCCUGUUUUUUGACACUGCCUUUUGUCAAGAAAAUAUGAAUUCAAGGCUGCUUAAUCAAAAUUACAAUGUUAUUGGAUUUUUUUUUCAAUUUUUAUAUUAUUUAAGACCUAGAAUUUAUGAUAAUCUAAUUGUUGUGUUUCAUAUUUCAAUAUUUUGUGAUACAAGUACUUUCAAUUAAUGAUUAUAAGUUACCUUCUAAUUUUAAGAUUGUAUAGGAUUUGCUCAAACUUAGAAAAAUAUCAGGAAACCCUCACCUAGCUACAGCAACCUUGUCAAAACUUACCUCCAGACAAUAUUAUUUUGAUAUACAAUAUUCAUGCCAACACUAAACAUUUAUGUUAGUUCAAUAUUAUGAAGAAAAAAGAUACCAGACCAUUUUUCCUGAAAAAUAUGUAUUUUGUUGAAAUGUUAUCUUGCCACAGGUAUUUGAUGAUUGUCAUUCAUGUGUUCAAAUUUAAUUCUGUGAUCUCUUUUUAGCCUCAUUACAUUCAACCUAAAAUGCCGGUUUAUAUGAUCUUUGCCACAUAGAAAUUUGACAGGACUUGUAUCUACAAAAAGUCAUGAAUAAAUACUAUGCACUUUUGCUGUGCUUUUGUAUUCAGUGGUAAUCAUUUUGGGAUAUUGAUAAAAUGGUUGAAGAUAUCUAUUAGAGGGUUAAUUUAACAAAUAACUUAUUGUUUUGUUAGUACAUUUUGUUUUAUUAUAUAAAGCUUUGGUGUUCAUACAGAUUAUGUCAUAACAGAGAAAUAUACGGUAAUGUAAUUUAAUGUCUCUGGUCAUAAUAACUGUUCCAUUUCAGUGAUGCAGCAUAUGUUUUCAAAUUUUAGCUGUUUUUAAGUAGAACAAAGUUAAUGAACAAAGUCAUACAAAUAUUUUAACCCAUAAGUGCCUUCAUCGUUAUUAGUUAUGAGAUUUUUUGACCAGUUAUAUUGUGCAUCAUGAAUGGUUGUGCAAGGGAUGUAAUUAUAGCAACAAGCCAUGCCAUUGACUUCAAGCCACCUGUCCCUCAGACUUAGUCUGCUGUGGGUCGAAUUUUCAUUCUUUCAUGUUAGGAAGCUUUCCAGCUAGCUAAGGUCUUCCUCUAACAGUAUAGUUGGAAAGUUACCAUAUGACCUCUUCUGUGUUGGUGUGAAGAAAAAAAACAAAAACAAAAAACAUAGUCUUAUACAAAUUUAUAAUACUGGACAACUGUUUUCUUUGGUUUAACUAAAAUUUCUUAAAUUUGCAGCAGUUGUGUAUGUGAAUUAUUUGAACAAAGGGUAUACUUCAAGCAGCAGAUUUCUAGCUUUAUACAUUUUAAACGUCACAGUUGACCAAAGAAAAUUGACAUUUCAAACAUGCAGUUUAUUAAUUUUUUUUUUUACAACUGUAUAGCAUUAUUCAUUAUACAUGUAUGCUCGUGUUUGUAUGUAAGAUUGAUGUAUCAGGGUCAAGGCUGGCAGGUUAGUUGCAAUGAUUUCAAGUUCCAGUAUUUUACAUUUUUGUAGAAAUGCUUUUUUUAGCCAUUUUACAUUUUAACAAAUACAAUGUGAGCAAAACAUAAUGAAACCUAUAGCUUUAAAUACCUUCAUUUACCAUGGAGUUUAUUGUUCCCAUUAACACCAUGUGAAUGUCUGCAAAUAGUGGUAGUUAUUAAAUUAAACAUAGGUAUUUUGAUCUCAAACUCUAACUUUGAUAAUCUUUAUGAUUGCUUUAGACUAUUAUUUAUUUUAAAGUUAAAUCAGUUUUACUGAGAAUUCCUACCUGUUCAAUAUCAAGUUAGUUAUAAUUCUUUAAUUAAAAACACGUUUUGUUCUUUAUUUUCUCCUUGAAGUGUUCAUAUGGAAGAAAUUGAGUUUUUUAUUACCCAAAUGUGUUUUGUAGACAUCAUGUCUAAUAAAUAGUCAGAAUAUAGAUUUGUUUUUCAAAAUUAGAUAUUUGUAAUCUCAACUGGGAUUAUUUACAUGUUUAAUGGGUUAAUAUUAAUUGAUUGAAUAAUUAAUAUAUGUGAAUAUUAAAAUUAUGUAUAUGUACUUAAUGAUGGGAAAUAAUAGGAUUUAUCUUAAACGUAAAAGAAAAGAAUAAUAUGCCCAUUCUAUGCACCUGUAAGUGCCAUUUUAUAUAUUAAUGCUUCUUGUUUUGUCUGUAUAUGUUAAAGUAAAUACUAAAGACUUUAAAUCAUAUAAAAAAUAAUCAAAAUUAAUCACAAGCAGUGCAGUUUGCUUUAUUAAAAACCAAAUGUUUACUAAUUUUCAUUACCUAUUCCAAGACAUGUUUUGAUAUUUUUUAAAUUGAAGCAGCAUGUCCUUUAGAAUUUGUGAGUACAUGUAAUUGUUUUCUAAAUUAUCUUUUUCUUAUUGUAUGUUGUAUUAUGUGAGAAGAAGAGCUCAAAACUGUUGGUUUAACCAAACGGUAUCUGUUCUUAAUGUUGUGCAAGUGUUACCUGUUAUUUCAUAUUACAUUUUCUACUGUCUUAGAUUAUGCAUUAAUGUUGAGAUGUGAAAAUAAAACUGAAACUCUU